AAGUACACAACAACAGAAACAUAAUGCAGCGUUGGUGGUUUUUAGAAGAAAAUGGCGAUGCAAAGAAUCCAUCUACGUCCGGCGGAUCUCAGAAGACGUCUGAUACGUCCGUGAAGAAACCAAAGCAACCGACCCCUGUUGGCGAUCGGCGAUAUACGUUCCGCGUGCUGGUAACGUGCGAUUUGCUGAAGGAUGAAACAAUUGCCAUUACGGGCGGUUGUGAAUCCCUGGGAAACUGGGACCCGGAGCAGUGUGUGCAGUUGCAUCCAGAAAAUGAUGGUGAUAGAAAUAUCUGGCGUCUUGAGACGGAACUACCUCGUGAUGCUUCUGUGAAGUAUCGGUACCUGAUCUGUUCGGUCGAUCCAACCAGCGGAAAUGUGCACGUGCGUCGCUUCGAAACCCACAUCGUGCCCCGACAAGUUCCAAUUGACCUGGCGGACGAGGACGUAAAUGUUGGUAAGGUCCAACCAAAGAUCGAUACGCUCGGUGAUAUUGAAGGAAACGUUAAGCUGGAUAAGGGUUGGCUUACCACCGAGACCAUUAUGCAGUUUAAGUUCUUCGAUAAUCCGUUCUCGGUGAAGGAACGUAUCAAAAAUCGUUUGCUGUAUGUGAAGAUAACAACAAUGAAUCUACGCAUUAAUGCGGAAUCCCAAAAUCUGUCUUCGUUACUGGAAGAAUCACUUUCAAAUGAUACGCGUGAGAAUGGUGCAGAAUCUGCGACCACCUACUCCUUCACGGAGGUGACCUCACUUCGCAAUCCGAAUUCUUGCUAUGAGCAACAGACACAGUUCGGCUGUCCAUACCAGAAGGACGAUUUUCUCAUCUACAACGUAACGGUAGCUGAGCCGGAGAAUGUGGCCUACCUGGUCGAUCUCUACACGUACAGUUCCAAGUCGAAGGAAGACGAGCCACCGUACCAUCUGGGCUAUCAUUACAUUCUACCAAACUUCCUGAAAAAAUCCGAAGGUGUCCUGGAGUUGCCGGUUACGUGUGCUAGCAAGCAUCGUCCACUGGGCAUGAUGCGCAUCGAAUAUCUGAAGAUAACGCCUCUGCUUCCUUCACGGUGCACCCUGGACCGAUCGUACAUUCGGUACUGGAACAAGCGUUGGACUGGGCUGGACGUGGGCCAUCGUGGAUCUGGCACCAGCUUCAAGGCGAGCGAUGGUAAUGUGAUCCGUGAGAACACGAUCGCUUCGCUAAAGAAGGCAGUCGCGCACGGUGCCGAUAUGGUGGAGUUUGAUGUACAACUAAGCAAGGAUCUGGUGCCAGUGAUCUAUCAUGAUUUCGAUAUCUACGUAUCGUUGAAGCGCAAAACCACACUCGAAACGAACGAUAUGCUGGAACUGCCGAUGCGCGAACUAACGCUAGAGCAGCUCAGGAACCUUAAGGUCUACCACGUGGUGGAGGGUAGAAAUCGUGAGGCCAAAUUCUUCGACGAGGAUCUGGAAGAGCAUCAACCGUUCCCUCAGCUGGCCGAGGCGCUCGAACAGAUAGAUCCACACUGUGGCUUUAACAUCGAGAUCAAGUGGUCACAGAAGCUGAAGGAUGGCCGGAUGGAAUCGGAAAUGACAUUCGAUUCGAACCUUUACGUCGAUUGCAUAUUGCGCGUGGUGCUAGAGAAAGCCGGUGACCGUCGGAUUGUGUUUUCGUGCUUCGAUGCCGAUAUCUGCACGAUGCUGCGCCUCAAGCAGAACCUCUAUCCGGUAAUGUUCCUAACGCUUGGUGUAACAAGCCGAUACCCGAGCUAUCACGAUCCUCGCUGCAACUCGAUCGAGAUGGCAGUGCGCAAUGCGUAUGCGACCGAACUGUUGGGUAUUGUGGCACAUACCGAGGAUUUGUUGCGCGAUCAAACACAGGUGAAUCUGGCCACCGAGAAAGGGCUGAUCAUUUUUUGCUGGGGCGAUGACAAUAAUUGUAAGGAUACGAUUAAGCAUUUAAAGAGCCUCGGUAUACAUGCAAUCAUCUACGAUAAGAUGGACAUUUACUCGGACAAGGCGAUUAAGGAAAGUGUAUUUUUAGUUGGAGCUCGCGAAUCGCAAGCAGCAUUGCUGCAGCAGAUUAACAUCGAGAACCGUUACGAGCAAACGAAUCAGCACGAGUUUCUAAACGAUAAGGACGUUCGGCUGAGUAUGGACAAAGCGGCUUCAUCUACCGGUACGGCACUAUCCACCUCUACGCCAUCGAUUUAAGG
This is a messenger RNA of Anopheles maculipalpis, 2191 nucleotides long. Its product is annotated as glycerophosphocholine phosphodiesterase GPCPD1. The transcript is spliced from 6 exons. Gene Ontology annotation, biological process: glycerophospholipid catabolic process. Gene Ontology annotation, molecular function: glycerophosphocholine phosphodiesterase activity; starch binding. The record is from RefSeq and is a predicted model, not a curated record. Bases 24 to 2189 code for a protein of 721 amino acids. Lineage: Eukaryota; Metazoa; Arthropoda; Insecta; Diptera; Culicidae.